GCUGACUAAAAAUGUGUAUUAAUUGGCAAUACCUUUAAUUAAGUAAAAAUUUCCCAAACUGGGACUGUUUUGCCCACGACAAGCCCCUAUACAGGGCAGGUCACAGAGCCUUCAGACGUGGCAGCUUCGGCCCUGCAGCACCCCGGUUCUCCAGGGAAAACACCCCCUUGUUGCUCUCCACGAACAUCUCCUCUCCACCCGUGGGAUCCGAUCCUCUCCACUGAGGCCGAUGGCAAAUGGUAAAAUGGGAACAAAAGGGCUGGCAGUUCGGGAAAGGCGGCGAAAGGGAAGGCAAGGACAAAAUGACGGGCCUGGAGAAGGGAACAAAGCAGGAAGGCUGUGAGCAGGGCACGGCCCAGAGGCAGGUCCCCCCCCCGGCCACCCCCGCCGCAGGCAUUUGGGGCUGCUGCAGAGAUGCAGCUGCGGGGCGAGGGACUCGCAGCCCUGCCCCAGCUGCCGUGCGCACUGCCCAGCAACGCCGCGGGCAGGGGCUCACUUCCAGACACGGCCAACGCUAGGUUUCACAGGUUGCGACAUCUGAAAAACCCCACGAGCCCUGGUUCUGUGUGCAGAGGGUCGGAUCCUUGCCUCUGAGUCAGCUCCAGAUCCUCUUUGGUACCGGAGCCUGCGAGGGGCAGACACACGGACGCUGCAAUCCCAGCGAGAUGCUCCCAAUUUUCACCCACCGUGCUCCCCGUCCUCCGCAGGGGGGAAACCCAGCCGGGCCCUCGAGUCCUGUGAGUUAUUCCUCCGGCUUUUCUUCUUCCUGAGCCAAAGGAGGAGGAAGCGGUGCUGCCCGCACAUCUGCGUGCUGCUCGAUGGUGCUCCCCACGGUGAGCUGAGGCUGGCUGAGCGAUGUACGCGCUGCCGGCCGUGCAGCUGGCUGUCCAGGGCACGGUGACAAGCUCAUUUGUCAGGCGUUGCAACUGGAUGGGACACGGCCUGGGGAGAGAGGAAGAGGGGAAAAUCCCCUUUGUUAAACAAUGAAGUUGGGAUUCCGAAUAAUUGGAAGCUUAAAGCACGCAAAACAAUCUUCCAGCGCUCCUGGGGCCUGGCUCCUGGAAGCUCUCGGCGUGUCCACAACCUCCGGUGUCCUGGGCAGGGGAAGGACGGAGGUGGGGAGAUCUCCUGCACCAGGAGUGGCGCUGGGCCUGCCAGAGGUGGAGGCAGAAGGGAGCUCUCAUCCAGCAAGAGGGCAAAACGAGGCAGGUGACAGCAGCCUGACAUCCAUGGGAAGCCACUGGGCAGCCCCGAUGCCCGUGAAGGCGGGGGGCUGCGGGAGGCCUGGAGGAGCAGGAGCCCUCCCCAGCAUCUCCCUGCGCCAUCCUUCCACCAACCUUAUGCCCACCCCGAGUCCUUCCAUCCUCUCUCCUUCCCUCUCCCGGCAGCCCACCGCCCCAGCCUCGCUCAGCACCCCUCUCCCUGGCCCUCCCGUCCCACCAGGUUAAUUCGAGUUCCUGAUUUGCAUAGGCAGCAGAUCACAGUGUUCUGGAAAUCCCCUGCUGCGGCCGGAGCUUCCUCCCCGUGCUCUUGCAGCGUCAUCAUCGUCCUUCUGCUUUCCUUCCCCCGGCAGGGUACCGGGAUGCGGCAGGUCAGCGCGGUGCCGGCAGCGGCCCCCAGCAAAACCCCACUGCUGCUGCCCACGGGCAUCGACCCGCAGCACCCGCAGCCUCGUGCGGACCUAAACCCAUAAGGGAUCCCAUAAGGCAGAUCUAACCCACAAGGGGUCCCGGGGCUCUGCAGAGAUCCGACUGUGCCCACCAGCUGCAGCAGCCCCCGGCACGGCCACCCGGGACACCCAGUCCCGUCGUCUCCAUGGGGUGAAUGCACUCAGUUCGCCUGGCAGCAUUUAGGCCAGGAGGAUUUCUUGGGUGCUGCGGGCUGCUGGUCGCUGCCACUUGGGGUUUGCACGGCCAGACGUGCACUUUCUUACACCUGAGGAGGGCGAACCCAAAGGGAACGCAAUCGUGAAAUAAGCAGAGGGCAGGAGGAGAGCUCCGACAGGCUGCACCCCUCUCACCCUGCCUGCCGCAGCACGGGCUGGCACAGCAGUAACCACAGAAGCAAUGACACUGCCCUCACGUGAACGAGGCUGAGGCUCCCUAAAAAAACCCUAGUGGGUAAAAACGGCAGCUGUGAACUCAUCUUCAGAGCUGCUCCUGCACUCCUGUGAAUCACGGCUGCCGUCAGGUGAGCCCCGUGAGCACGGAGGGACCGGAGGAAUGAGGAAGAACCACCAGGACGAGAACGCUCUGCUGCCAGCCAGCCCCGCUCUGGUCACUGCUCAGGGGGAAAUUUGUCCCAGCGUUGGGGCCAGCCCGAGGGUGACCUAGGGCGGGAAUAGAGAGAGCAAACGGGGAAAGUGAAGAGCUAUUUGAGUGGGCAGAGCAGGGUCCCCCAUCCUCCUGGCCCUAUUGCAGGAGGAAUCUGCCGUGCACGUCCCUGUUGGAGACGUCAGUUCCCCCGUGCUUUCAGGGGUAACUCGGGACCAUGGGUGAGGAGCUCAGCAGCUGGGUUCAGCCUCUCUUAGAUAAACAUUUAAGCCUUUGGUGUUUAUUCCAGCUCCAGCUUUAGUUCUGAUCACCUCGGUGCACGGUCCCUGUGGACUGCCUGCAGGUCUGGCACACCUGCCUGGCUUCACCAGCACGGACAGCUCUUCCUUGCUGUCCCAUGAAGAAGCAUCCUCCUGUUUUGGAUGGCCAAAAAGGGGACAGGAACACACAUGGGACAAUGACGGCACCUCUUGCAAGACGCAGCAGGUUCCUCGGGGAGAAGCACCAAGCGUUUGCAAACCUGCAGUCGCUCAGACACAGGCAACCUGAGUGAUGUAACCAGCUCCUCCAGCAGUCCCUACAUGAAUCACAGCCUCCAUGGCAGCCCCCUCCCUGCCUCCGCUCGCUGACUAAUCCUUCGCACCCCUCGGCUGGGAGGAAUGGCACAGGAGAGCCCUUUAAGCGGUGCCUGGCUGCCUAUCAAAACCACGCAGAGGCUGUCUGGGGCCUCCAUCAUGGGGAAUUCCCCUUCUCCAUGCCUAAAAGUAAACUCAGCUGGGCCGGGCUCCUGCAGUUGGGGAUCGCAGACGGAGAGCGCCUGCACCAAAGGGCUCGAGUCCCCCCCGAGCCCCUCCGCGCCCGGCCGGGGAUGCCCGGCCGGGAGGUCGGCGGUUAAAUGGCAGACAUGGAAGGGAGAGGCCCCUACCGCAUCUACGACCCCGGCGGGGGCACGGAGGAGAAUGGGUCCGCGGCUUUCGAGCGGCUGAUGGAGGAGAACGCCCGGCUGAAGGAGAAGAUGCAGGGGAUAAAGUCUAUCGGAGAGCUGCUGGAGGAGUCCCAGGUGGAGGCGUCCAAGCUGCGGCAGAAGGCAGAGGACCUCGUGAAGGACAACAAAAUGCUGAUGGGCUCGUCUGCCUUGGAGGAGCUGGUGGAAAGCGGAGCCGCCGGCCCCAAGCCCAGCUGCACCCUGGCCCCCCCAGGCAGCGCCCAGCCGGAGGCAGAAGCGCGGAAAUCUCCGAGUGGCUCCUCGUCGGAGUUUGAGAUCGUGGCCGUGGAAGCGCAGGGCUUCCCCCAGGACAGCGGGAGAGCGGACUUGGAGCCGCUGCCCACCGAGGACGCCAACCUGCUGCCGCAGCUGCAGCAGCUGGAGAGCACGCUGAGCGGCUGCGCCCAGGAGGCCAGCAAGGACCAGGUCUUCGUGCGCAUGGGCUACAUGGCCUCCGAGCUCAAGCGCCUGGCCUCCAAGGUGCACAAGAACGAGCAGAGAACGUCGUUCCUGCAGACGCUGUGUGAGACGCUGCACACUGAGAACAAGGAGCUGCGAACCAAGCUGGAGAGGGACCUGGAGCAGAGGAACCAGGCCCUGGAGAAGCUCAGGUGUGAGAACCAGGAGCUGCGGAGGAUGGUGACGCUGAGCAACCAGGAAAGUGCGAAGAGGGAAGCUGCCGAGCAGCAGCAGCAGAGCGGGGCAGGAGCGGAGAAGGCGCUGGGCAGAGGAGACCUGGAGGCCAAGGAGAAGAAGGUGAAGAUCCUGGAGCACCAGCGCAGGGAGCUGCUGGAGGUGAACAAGCAGUGGGACCAGCACUUCCGAGCCAUGAAGCAGAAGUACGAGCAGAAGAUGACAGACGUGCACCAGGAGCUGGCCGAGGCCCGGCGGGCGCUGACCGAGAUGGAGGCGGAGCGGGAGCAGAAGCAGCGGGACUUCGACCGCAAGCUGCUCCUGGCCAAAUCCCGCAUCGAAACGGAGGAGGCGGAGAAGGACAGGCUGGCCAUGGAGGUGCGGGACCUGCAGCAGAGGAUGCGGUUCCUGCAGGAGCAGCUGGCGCCGGUCACCAGGCAGAGGGAGUACCAGGAGAGGGAGAUCCAGCGGCUGAACAAGGCACUAGAGGAGGCCCUGAACGUCCAAGCCUCCCCACCGCCCAUCUUCGCCGGCACCCUGGAGCCGGCCGGGAAGGUGCCGCAGCAGGAGCUGCUGACCCAGAACGAGCUGCUCAAGCAGCAGGUGAAGAUUUUCGAGGAAGACUUCCAGCGGGAGCGGAGCGACAGGGAGAGGAUGAACGAGGAGAAGGAGGAGCUGAAGCAGCAGCUGGAGAAGCUGCAGAAGCAGCUGGUGGUCUCCAACAGCCAGCUGCGCGCCUCCAAGGACGACUGCCAGAGGGAGAAGGAGGAGAAGGAGAAGCUGAAGAAGAUGCUGAAGCAGCACAAACAGGCUUCUGGAGAGCGGCUGCACCCCGAGCCGCUGCCGGGGCCGCUGGGCCCUGCCUGCCCCAUGUACCAGUACCGGUACAGCCCCCCCGUGCCUCACCCCGUCUACCACGGCUUCGACGAGUGGCAGCAGAUCCGAUACCCGCCGGCAAUGCCGGGCGAGCACGCGCCGGGACAGAACUUCCACCAUUUCCCCCCGCCAGAAUACCCCUGGCGCCCGUCCUGCGCCAUGUCCCGGAGCCAGAACGCCCCGGCCAUGCCUGGGGUGAAACCGGUCCCCAAGGAUUUGGAACAGGCAGGCCCCGGAUUGCCGUAACGCCCAGGAGCGCCGUCGCCGUGCCACAGGCUAGCAGCAGAAGGAAGUAGGAUGUGUGUGUGUGCCCGUGUACAUAGAUCUAGGACCUUCCUCCGGCCGUUUGCCCUGUGCGGAGCCACGCGCUGGAUGCGCGCCCGGGGCCGGAGAGCCCCGCGGUGCCGGAGGGCCGGCGGGUGGCGUGGCCGUCCCCGUACGGCCGCUGCCCGGCUGGGCGAGCGGGGCCACGUCUUCGGGAAGAGGAGCCGGCGCUGCCCAGGAGCUUCCCAUGGUCCAGGAGCUUCGCCUCCUCCCCAUGAGGAGCAUCUCCGCCGGCGGGUCCUCUCCUGGCGCUGGGAGAGCCCGCGCCCCCAGGCGAACAGCCGGGCCGAGGGUGGUUGGUGUCGUCGUAUUUAUUUAAGGACCGAAGCUAAGCUGAAUCUCUUUGUUUUCUUCCUGAAAGAGUGCUUUCUCCGGAAGAGCCUCGGUGUAAAUGCUCGAGGUGGGAGUUGUCUAGACUGUUUUUCCAGAUUUGUUCCGAUGUAGCCACGUGUCCAGAGCAAAACAGGAACCGAAUCGCUGCA
Messenger RNA from Cygnus olor (mute swan), 5573 nucleotides. RefSeq names its product TNFAIP3 interacting protein 1 (gene TNIP1). NCBI's taxonomy places the organism in Eukaryota, Metazoa, Chordata, Aves, Anseriformes, Anatidae. The record is from RefSeq and is a predicted model, not a curated record. The transcript is spliced from 18 exons. The coding region runs from base 3169 to 5013 and encodes 614 amino acids. Gene Ontology annotation, biological process: regulation of transcription by RNA polymerase II; cellular response to lipopolysaccharide; negative regulation of canonical NF-kappaB signal transduction.